Messenger RNA from Penicillium macrosclerotiorum, 2523 nucleotides. It is a transcript of the gene pakA, whose product is annotated as mitogen-activated protein kinase kinase kinase kinase STE20. The transcript has 4 exons. Lineage: Eukaryota; Fungi; Ascomycota; Eurotiomycetes; Eurotiales; Aspergillaceae. The record is from RefSeq and is a predicted model, not a curated record. Bases 1 to 2523 code for a protein of 840 amino acids. Gene Ontology annotation, biological process: regulation of MAPK cascade; intracellular signal transduction; protein phosphorylation. Gene Ontology annotation, molecular function: protein serine/threonine kinase activity; ATP binding. Gene Ontology annotation, cellular component: cytoplasm.
AUGAGUCAAGACAAUUUCUCGUUGAAAUUCCGCCGUCCAUCCAGCAAACUUCACAAGGACCCCCCUAGCUUCGGAUCGCGCAUUCUUCGGAGCCAUCAAAGCACCACUUCAUUGAAACGCCAUCCCUCCGCCCCCGUUUACCCACGCUCUUCCCCCAGCGGCAGUCGCGAGCACGUUCGCUCGCGAUCUAACGCAGCCUUCGGUUCCUCCUCCUCCUCCUCACUGGACCAGACCAGCGGCGGUCCGUCGCCUGCAAACGAAGAACGCUCCUCGUACUUUCCCAGUUUCGGCCGUUCCCGCACUCGCAGUUCCAAUCGCUUCUCCUAUGACCACAGCUCGGAUGAAUUAGCGACCUCUUCCUUUGAGACCCGGGGCAUGCUCGGGGCCUUGGAUGAGAACAGCGCGGAAACGGAACCGUUCCCUUUACAUCAGCCGCAGCCGCAGCCGUCGGAGUUGCGAUCGCACCAGAGCAGUCCCGAUUCACGCGGGCGGCAACCUCUUCGACAAUCAGCCAGCUUCACCACCCUCCCGAACCGCAUGGAUCCCUUUGCCCAUCGCGAGACCGAACGGCCUCCUCAAUCGAAGCGUUACUCCGACGAGGGCAACAGCACGCCGCCCGCCCGGACCGGGAGAAGCAAGAAGGCCAGCUUCUCGAGUUUUGUCAAUAGCAUGCUGGGCUCCCCACGCAGCAACAUCAAGAUCUCCGCCCCCGAAAACCCGGUGCAUGUCACCCAUGUUGGAUACGACAAUCAGACUGGACAAUUCACGGGUCUCCCAAAGGAGUGGCAGCGCUUACUACAGGAAAAUGGAAUCUCCAAGAAGGAACAGGAGGAACACCCGCAGACCAUGAUGGAUAUCAUGCGAUUCUAUGAAAAGAACACCCGCGGAGAUGACGAUGAAGUAUGGCACAAGUUCGAUAAUGCCCACAGCAUGACCACGAGUACGAUGAACAAGAAUACAACCAGCACCUCGCCGCCGUCGCCGCCCGGAAGCCCACGUUUCCCACAGAAUCAUGAAAGCAGCUUUGAAAAUCCCCGGUCGCCGCCGCCAAUUCCUCGCGGCCCUCCAGCUACCCUACCGCCGGCUGCUGCGACCGCGUCUAUGUCUCCCCCGCUGGGUGGCCUGGUCCCGCAUCGUGCCCCUCCCAAGCCGCCGACAGGCAUGAUACCAGCUCGGCCUCCUCCACAACCUCCCGUAUCACAAUCAUACACUGGCGGUGCUGUGCAGCGCCCUCAGGACCCGUACAGCUCUCCCUUCUCCACCCCACCUAUCCCCGAGGCCGCUCCUCUAGCAGCGUCCCCCAAGCCAAGCCGCUCGAACUCCCGGAAUGGAGUGCCAGCGCACAAGACUCCCAACGUAAUCGCCUCUCCGACCCAAUAUCAACAGCACCAGGAGCAAGUGAUGGCCGCUGCCCAGCAAGCCAUUGCAUCGAAACAGCUGGAUCGGAGUACCAGCCAACGCCAGCAAGCAAAGCAGCCGCAACAACAACAACCUCUCACCUUGGCCACCAAUACCGGUCCUUCCCCCGCGGAUUCUUCGCCUGUUUCGCCACCACCCCAGGGCAGCCGCGCGCCCCCUGCUGCUCGGCCUCGCCAGCGUCAGCGUCAGAGCAAUGCGAUGGACGUUCGACAGCGCCUGCUGGCAAUCUGUCGCCCAGGCGACCCUACUCAAAUAUAUUACAACCUCAACAAGAUUGGACAAGGUGCUUCUGGUGGUGUCUUCACCGCCUAUGAGACUGGCACCAACAACUGUGUGGCCAUCAAGCAGAUGAACCUUGACCUUCAGCCGAAGAAAGAUUUAAUUAUCAAUGAGAUCCUGGUGAUGAAGGAUAGCAAGCACAGGAAUAUUGUCAACUUCCUCGAUAGUUAUCUCCACGGUUUGGAUCUGUGGGUUGUGAUGGAGUAUAUGGAAGGUGGCAGCCUUACGGAUGUCGUUACCUUCAACAUCAUGAGCGAAGGGCAAAUCGCCGCCGUUUGCCGAGAGACUCUGGGUGGUCUUCAACACCUUCACUCGAAGGGUGUUAUUCAUCGUGAUAUCAAAUCUGAUAACAUCCUUCUGUCAUUGGAAGGCAACAUCAAGCUAACCGAUUUUGGUUUCUGUGCUCAAAUCAAUGACUCGCAUAACAAGCGUAAUACGAUGGUCGGUACUCCAUACUGGAUGGCUCCCGAGGUGGUCACUCGUAAGGAGUAUGGCCGCAAGGUCGAUAUCUGGAGUCUGGGAAUCAUGGCAAUUGAGAUGAUCGAGGGCGAGCCACCAUAUUUGACAGAAUCCCCGCUCCGCGCUCUUUAUCUGAUCGCCACCAACGGUACUCCCACUAUCAAGGAUGAGCAUCAAUUGUCGCACAUCUUCCGUGAUUUCCUCCACUUGGCACUCAGGGUCGAUCCGGAGAAGCGAGCGUCCGCUCAUGACUUGUUAAAGCAUCCUUUUAUGGGCCUUUGCUCUCCACUCACACACCUUGCCCCUCUGGUCAAGGCUGCUCGGCAGAGCCGAGCCCAGGAGAAGGCACAGAAAGGUGGUGCUUAG